Molecule: messenger RNA, 1869 nt
Organism: Auanema sp. JU1783
Lineage: Eukaryota; Metazoa; Nematoda; Chromadorea; Rhabditida; Rhabditidae
Source: the annotation of a GenBank genome assembly
AUGAAUUCGAAACUGUCACUUGUUUGGUUAGUAAUACUAGGUUCUGCAGUAGCUUCGUCAGAUUCGGAAGGAACCGAUUUCGUUUUUUCAUUUGUUCGUAACGCUGAUCCGAACCCAAAUGUACCAAACCAAGUUCUAUCCAUUACUGUUCUAAAUGGAGGAAGUACCAACAGUUGUAACUUAACUGUCACGUAUAGAGAGACCUUUGAAGGCCCUGUUUCAUACAAGAGUGUAAUGGUUGCUCCACUAUCAGCGGUUGAUAUACCUAUUCCAUCCUUCUAUGGAUUUGCUUAUGCUACUGUCGGUGGUGUUCAAAAUCAGUUCCUGGCUCAUGAAACUCUUUAUGCACAGUCAUCAUGCCCUGUUACAGUUCUUGCAAACAACUAUGACAACCAGACUCUUCAAGGAGAAACAUUUACUGUUUUCCCUAAAACCUUUGGUGGUUAUGCUUUCUCUUUCUCUCUGCCCCCAGUAAUGAUGAUGGAGCAGUAUCAGCAAGUAACUUUUUUACCAACACAAGGCUCGGCUAACGUAAAUCUGAGAAUUCCGGAAAUUCAAGCUUCACAUCAAUUUGCGAUUAACGACAUCAAUGGAACCUCGUAUAUUGCGUUAAAAUCAAGCACGAAAAGUCAAUCCAUUACUUAUCAUAUCACUUCUGAUGCUCCGAUCCAAAUAGUAGCCGGAGUAACAUGUAGCGGAGCAAUAAUCAACUCGUGUGAUCACAUUUGUUACAUGCCUCAAUAUAUUGCCAGUGCAGAAUGCUACUACGACAAUGUGAUGAGGGAUGAUCACGUAACAGAAUUAUUGGACAACCAGUUAUACGCUGACAUCUCAGGGUCUUGUCAAUCAGCUCAAACAGUCAUUCUCAAUAAUGGAAAUGCUGCUCAAGAAAACAGUGUCUCUGGUCAGCAACCAAGCGAACCUCUUGUUUUUGACGGAAGCACUGCAGGUGCAUUUUACGUGGAAGCCACGACAGCAGCCGUACAUGUCAGUAAAUACUUCGAUGGAAGCGUUAGAGCAAUUGGUUCUUACAUCACAACAGUUCCAUCUAUAAGCCAAAUGAUUUCAUCCUCCUCUUACUUCUACACAAGAGAUCCCAACAGUGUUAUGACAAUCAGUUGCAGUAGGAUGGCAUGCAGCACCAUAUACAUGGAUGGCACUCUUGUAUUCGGAACAAACUUCACUUACCACGGAAAACUGAAUAUCGGCAGCGAGUCUUACUACGUUUUGGCUCAAACUGUAGUAGAUCCCGGCUUUCACACUCUUAGUUUCCGAGAAGAAGCCGCUAAUAAGCAAUACGCUUAUUACAUCAGAAGUGCAGAUAACCGUUAUGCAUACACCGGUCAGAUAAAUGUUCCUAAUGUGAACAUAACAAUACCGCCUACCACUACUCCCGGCCCAACCACUACAGCCAAAACAGUUAUCCCUAUCACUCAGUCGACGGUCAAGCCUAUGACUACAGCUAAGGUCGUAACCACAGACAAACCUAUCACUCAGGCGACAGCCAAGCCUAUGACUACAGCUAAGGUCGUAACCACAAGCAAACCUAUCACUCAGGCGACAGCCAAGCCUAUGACUACAGCUAAAGUUGUAACCACGGACAAACCUAUCACAACUCAAAGCCCUAAAAGUACAACAUCGGCUAAUAAAGGAAGUCCUGCAACAAGUCCUUCAGCCGCUACUACAAAGAAUAUCAUCACUACUUCUCCAUCCAAAGCUCCUCCAGCCUCUUCAUCCACAAUCGCCCCCCCACCGUCAUCAGGAACAACAAAAACUGUACCAACUACUAAACCGAACACCACAACAAUAAAGACAACAGUUCCCACCAAUCAUCUCUCUACUACAACAGAACAUAAGUCAUCUUCAGUU